AUGAACAUAAUAAAUAGAAUAUAUUUAAAGCAAUAUUUGCCAGGCAUAUUUGUAUGGAACGUGAAACAUUUGUCCCAAUGUUUGCCGAAGGUGUACGGUUCAGAGGAGGUACAUCGCACGCACAUGCUAAACGGCGUGAGGGUCGCCGCGGCGCAGUCGCUCGGAGCCCAGCUCAGUGCAUGUACUAUUAUGUUCCAGGCAGGGUCCCGUCUCGAGCGCGACAACCAGCUUGGUGCUAGUCAUUUCGUACGCGCGAUGUCGGGUUGCUCGGGGCACGCGUACUCGCUGGUGGGCAAAGCCCGCGUGUUGCAGCAGCGCGGCUGCUACCUCACCUGCUCCAGCGACCGCCAGACCCUCGCCUUCACGCUGCGCUGCCCGUUCCCCCACUUUCACGACCUCAAGUACUUCCUCGUCGAUACCGCCACCAGGUGUUGUUUCCACGAAUGGGAGGUAUCCGAUAUAAAGCCAUUCAUCAAAGAUAACUUGCUGCGUAUGAGCUCGGAGCAACGCGCACUGGACUUGGUGCAGAAGGCGUUCUGGGCGGGCCCGCUGCAUCAGUCCAUCUUCUGCGAUGAGGCCAGGGUUGAUAGCAUGAGCUCCGCUAACCUCAAGGAUUUUGUGACUAACUUCACUCCGAGCAACUGCAUCGUCACCAGCUGCGGCAUACCAUUCGAGGACACACUGAAGUUGGCUGAGGGUCUUCAUCUACAGUGUGUGCAUGACGUAUGCUGUGAACAAGAGCACAUGUUCUCGUUCCCUCGCGGCGGCUACGAAUGGCACGAUCUCGGGUCCGGCAGUGACACCUGCGUAGCCGCCGCGCUACUUGGUUGCGGCACGCAAGACUUGUGCUGUCUCAUGAAGCAUUCGAUCCUAGCUGCGACGUGGGAUGUUUUGUUCGCUCAUCUGCGUGAGGGCGCGCUUGACCGCAUCGUGCGCGAUCAGACUCCUCUCGGUUGUCAGACCGACGAGCUCUACCCCACCUACAAGCCUUUCAGCAUCUCUUAUAUGGAGACUGGUGUAUUUGGAGUACUUGCAAAAAGUCAUUCGUCUAAUGCCAACAAAGUGGCAAACACAGCAGCGCAACUGUUGGCCAACAUGGACAAACUUAGUGUCGAACAUAUCGACUACGGCAAGAAGCGACUUAAAUUAAAUCUAUCUAUAAAUGAAGAAAACUGUAUUAAUAUCUCUGAAAGUCUCGGGCUCCAAAUGGCUAGCAAAGUACAUAUCGACGGUCCGUUGAAUGCUUAUUAUGUCAUAGAUUCCAUUCCCAAUGAAGAGGUGUUACAGCUGGCUAAAGAUAUUGUAAGCAGAAAAAGUGACAUGGCUUUUGCAGUUGUUGGUGAUGUCGAUGCGGUUUCUCAUGAAGAUUUAUAUGACAACUUACGCUGA
Messenger RNA from Papilio machaon (common yellow swallowtail), 1389 nucleotides. Its product is annotated as cytochrome b-c1 complex subunit 2, mitochondrial-like. NCBI's taxonomy places the organism in Eukaryota, Metazoa, Arthropoda, Insecta, Lepidoptera, Papilionidae. The coding region runs from base 1 to 1389 and encodes 462 amino acids. Gene Ontology annotation, molecular function: metal ion binding. Gene Ontology annotation, cellular component: mitochondrion. The record is from RefSeq and is a predicted model, not a curated record. The transcript is spliced from 8 exons.